UGUGUACUCAUUGAUGUAGUGAAUUUGUUAAUGCUUAGGGAAGGAGUCUCCAGUGUCGGCGCUUUGUAACAGUCUGUACCAGAAGUGAAGCUGUAACUUUCGGAGUGUGUUCAGGACAGAGAAGUUUACGCUUUGUGGUUUCUCUGUAACUCAACAAGCGGGAACAGGGACCAACGUUACGUCAUACACGUUCCACAGCAACUAUAAACGGAUAAAAAGUAUCAUGUCUCGUUAUUUAUUACUGCGUAACAUCUCGAAAGUGUCUGUGGUAUAAGAGGAAUAAAACACUGUGUCAUGCUGUUUAUAUAUACAUACAUAUAUAUAAUAUAAUAUCACGUAUAGGUCGAUGGCAAAGUGGUGUAAUGAAGCUACUGCUACCACUCCGAAGUUGAUUAUUUUCCCAUAACAGCAUGACACAGCGUGAGUGUUUUAUUCCUUUCUCAGUGUGUUAAAUCUCAGAAAUCUCAUCAUUUUAAGGUCUCGAGUAAAGCUGGGCGAAAUGAGAGAUAAUAUAAUAUCGAUAUUGUGAUGAAUUAUGUCACGAUACACUUUUCUGAGAUAUCGUAGGUAUCGUGAUAUCUUUGCAUACAUGUCCAAUUUUUUUUAAAAUUUUGAUAAAGUUUUCUAAAUUUUGCCUAAUUUUUUUACAGGUUUUUUUUAUUUUUUAUUUUAAAGCUUUUCCACAGUUUUCUGUGUUAGUUUUAUUCCCUGUGUACAAAAAUAAAUGAUGAUUAAAAGUUUCUUUUUAAACACAACGCUGCUGUCCUGCUGGCAGCUUGUUAGGAAACCUGUAUAUCGUGACAUUUAGCUUUAAAAUAUCGUGAUAUUAUAUGAGUGUCGCAUCGCCUGCCUCUAGUCUCGAGCCUUUUUUAUGAACUAAAGAAAUAAAUACAGGAGCAGCAUGUGCGAUUAACCAAAUAACUUAUUAAAAUAAAUCUCAGUGUUACAUUUAUUACUUAUUUUAUGACUAAAUUUCUUCUUCUUCUUUUUAGCCACUAUGCUGUGGUGUAGUGUGAUGUGUAGUGACAAGGACAAUGGACAGAACAACAGUUAAAUUACUUAAUAAGUGCGUAAGAGAAAAGAAAAGGAAAAAUAAGACAUGACUGGUUGAAUAAUUAGGAUUAAACUUUACUCUUUAUGAAGUAAACGUUACAGCUGUAGCUCAAGAAGAAUGCGCUUUAUGCCUUUGUGGGACUUUAAACCUGCUGUUUGCACUAAUCUUUGGACCUGACUGCUGAUAUGCUGCAGUGUUUUUGCACUCGUGAGUUGGACGACCUCCACGUGACCUUUCGGCUCGUCACAUCAGUGACGUCACGCCAGCAUUUACGCUGGAGCCUAGCUGACAGAUCGUUCUCCUCGUGCUCUGACGUGAUUUCGUAUGUUUAUACGUCAGCUGUCGUGCUGUUGGUGCUAACAGGAGUUCAGUAUAAUUAAAAAGCAUCAGGGAUUAUUCUUCCCCAGAGCUGUAACGUUUAGACGUAGAUGAAGCGGAAGGAAUUUGAGUAGCUUCGUCUUCAGAGCUUUGUGUGUCACAGGUCGUCCUGUGGCGUGACGGUAGGUGGGUGGUGUGGCUCUGGCCUCGGCCCCCUCGCGCCGCUGAAUGGCUGCGAUGGCGCCCGCGCUGACCGACACGCCGGCCGACACUCACCGAAUCCGCCUCAAACUGGCUCCGUCCUCCUCCGCCAUCAACCCGAGUGCCGUGGAGGAAAACGGCGCCACCGGCCGCGUCCUCGUCCCCACAAACGGCGCUGUCAAACGCAAAACCUCAGCCGACAAAGAGGAUCAUCUGUCCUGCACGGCCGGAACCUUCAACAAGGAGGAAUCGGGUCGCGAUCUGGGCAAAAUCCAGCAGCUCGUGACCUCGUACCGCUGCUCGGAUGAGACCCUGAAACUGCAGAACGUUUUCGACAUCCUGCCUGGCUUCUUACAGGGCAAACACACCCUGGAGCUAUCAGAGGAGCAGCUGAAGAGCAUCAUGAGUGCGGGGAACGCGAGCGGUCUGCCUUCUCUACAGCAGAGCGUUAGUGUUAACGUUAACGGCAUGGCUAGGAAAUUCACUAAAGCAAGCAAAGACUCCAACAGCGUAACCAUGAACGGAGGCAAGCACGGACAGUCCGCGCUCCCCCUCGCUCACGGGGCAUCAACAGGAAACGGCCCCGUCAGAGAUUCUGCAGAGCAACACCAGUGCACUAGAGGCAUCCCUCGGGGCCGUCCGAACAACCGGGAUAUCCCAGAAUCCCCUGCGCCCUUUCGCCCGCCUUCUCAAGAGCGAAACGUUUCGGACAGGUUGUCGUCGCUUAGCACGGAAGUUUCGCUGCCUUCGCCUUCUGCGCUUCACUCGCUCGGCAGCCUGGGAGGAGACCUGCACCAUCGGUCGCAGCAGGUCGAGAGUCGACAGCUGGAGAUUGAGGGUCGUCUGCGGCGUCUGCGCAAGCGGCUGCAGGUGGUGCAGGCGAAGCAGGUGGAGCGUCACGUGCAGCAACAGCUUGGUGGAUUACUUCACAGUACGCUGGGGCCUCGGGACGGCCGCGUCCAUCAGGAGAGAGCAGAAGCGAGCCGCUUCCUGAGGGGCGGACUGGCGCCGGCCGAGCUGGAGCGACUCUCGCUGAGCUGCAGCACCAACCUGCAAGCGGCGGAAAGUGCCUUCGAUUCGGACGUGACCGAGAGCAGCUCCGGAGGAGAAACGGACGUGGAAGAGGACGAGCUGGCCCGGGCGGACGUCGAGCAGCGGCACAUUUCUCUGUGGAGGAGAGCCGAGGGCCGUUAUGCAGUGGAACGCUCCUCCAUCAUCAGUCACUGGAACUGGCUGCAGGCUCACGUCUCUGACCUGGAGUACCGCAUCCGCCAACACACCGACAUCUACCGUCACAUCCGCGCCAGCAAGGGUGCCGUGGUACUGGGUGAGAGCUCAGUGUGUGAGACAGCAACAGAGAACAGAAGCAGUGUGUCAAGGACGGAGAGUCUCACCUGUCCACAGAUGCCUGAUGCUGAGGGGACGGACGGCUCGGUGUCGACCCUCAGUGUCUCCAUGGAGACGAACUCGAGGAAAAGUUACCCGUCUCUCCGACAUGUUAAUGGGGUCAUAAACAGUCUGCGUUGCGGUUCUCCGGCCGUGUCCGAGGCGGAGCAGCAGAGGCUGAGUGCUGCAGACCUGAGCUGUGUAGCAGCACGAACUCGACCGCUCAUCUCCUGCAGGAAGAGACGCCUGAUCCGACCCUGUACACUGCCUAACCUCAACAGCAAGGCACAGACUGGCCGGUGGUGUGGCUGUGAUGUCAGUGGUCAGUGUGUGAUGUGCUGUAGUCGUCCUGCUGCUCCGUCACACACUCUGUUUCAGCGCCCCCUGCUGGACAGACUGGCUCAGCUCGACCCCUGCGUCCACCCCGUCCUCUCCUUCACCGACGAUGUUGGAAUGGGUCUGCACUUGCAGCGUGUGAUGAAGUGUCACUGGCAGGGUCGGCCACUGGACAAGAUUAAACCCAUCAAGAAGCUCUCGCUCAAACACUCAAAGUUCUCUCUGAGCGGCCGUCUCAUCGAACCUUCAUCAUCAUCAUCCUCUUCCUGCUCCAAAGACAAGCUCAAGCUGACCAGCUCGCUCCUCUCCACAGUCCGUUUGUCCCAUCACAGAGUGAGGUCAGAGAAGCUGUAUCGACACCAGCAGAGCGACAGCGAGUCUCGUCAGCUGUACAGAGCAGAGCGCAGUCACACUCGCAAGAGAGCUCGAGAACACUCACUGGAGCGUGACAAUGUCAGUAAAGUGUACAUGGAAGUGGCGAGCCCGAGUUCCUCUCUGACCACGCCCACUCUCAGCCCUAUAGUGAGACAGCUGUCGUCCUCCGAGAGCCCAACCCAACCCUGCAGUCUCACCACGACACCGCAGGCACAGCGCAAGAGGAGAGUGGAGAGCUCGUUUGACAUCAACAACAUCGUCAUCCCCAUGUCUGUGGCAGCGACCACCCGAGUGGAGAAACUGCAGUACAAAGAGAUCCUCACGCCCAGUUGGAGGGAGGUGAACGUCAUGGCCAAUCACAUUUCUGAGGAGGACGAUGCAGUGGAGAUUGAGGAUUUAUCAGAUGCAGCGUUCUCUCAGCUUCACCUCCCGUAUGAAGAGCAGGAACGUUCUCGCUGGAGUUGGACGUCCAGUUCUGUUGCCAAGAGGAGGGGCAGCCGGUCAUAUAAGUCAGUGGACGGCCGCAGCACGCCCCUGCUGGGUGGAACGAAUCCCUCCACGCCUCAGCCUUCGUCUCCCGACCCGUCUCACUUCCCGCUGCUGCAGGACUACAGCUCGGCCCCUUCACCCUCGCCUUCCAGUCCUGCCAGCCCUGAGCUGCUCACACUCUCUCACACACACACACCCGCCUCCAGAGACUCCCACCGGUUCCUGUCCAACGAGGACACGCGCUGCUCCACGCCCGACACCAGCUACGACGAGACGCCCGUGCAGCCGUGGGAGCGUCGAACGUUCCCCCUGGACGCAGAUCCGGCGCAGGAUCACGAGCAGCACGUGUGUCCGAGCAGCGAGCGCACGUUUCGAACCGCAAGACGAAUCUCUGGCUGCAGGAGCGGCUCCAGGUCCGAGUGCGAGGGCGAACCUCCGUCACCGCUGGCUGAAGACACGGGCCGGCACAGGAGCAACUCACACAGACACACACACUGCUGAAGCGUUCUGUACAGACUCUCACUCACACUCUCUCUCUCUCUCUCACACACACACACACACACACACACCCCUCCAGCUCCAGCGCCAUACAGAGCAGAUUAAACCUCCUGCUGUUUGAUAUUCAAACAUCACUUAAUUCUUUCACAGUUUUCAGUGAAUUUGGCGAGUUGAAGAUUGGAAACAAGUAGAGACAACUUCUUUCUGUUUGUUUUUUUUUUUUUUGUUUUGUUUUUUUUGGGUCACUGGAAAUGAAACGGUGGUGGCCGUUAAGAGGUGGAAAGCAGGAAACCGAGACUCGGUAGUAUCCUAAAUCGCUCAUGUGCACUUGCUUUGCAUUGGAACAGACUGAAGAGAUUGUAAACCAGCGGGUUUGACCACAAGCUCCCUAUUAUACUGAUUUAGGUACAACCCAAACACGCACAUAAAACGUCUGACCAUCAGGCAUGUCCUUAUUAUUAUUAUUAUUAUUAUUAUUAUUACUAUUAUUAUUAUUCUUCAUUUAUUUUUUUUCUUCAGCACUUCUCUCUGUUCAUUCUCAGCGUCUUUAAUGUACGGGGCCAGCUUUAACUGAAAUCUAUGAUUAAUCGGCUUCCCGUUUGGUUGAUUGCUCGUGUGUAUUUAUUUCGCCUUUAUGUAGCGUGAAAGUGCCCCGUCUCUGUCAGGUUUAGUAUAAAGCAGCAGGUCGCGCUUUUAAUACACAUUCAUAUACAUGUAGGAUGAGCUGCGUGUGAAGUUUUUUGUUAAAAACCGAUCAUGGAUCAGCUUUCCGAGGUGUUUAAUUCGUACUUAUUACGUAACUCGUACGUGCUCUUUCUUUACCUGAGAAUGAAUCGAUUGCAGCACUUAAUUUGAGUCGCUUUAGUUUAAUCUUGCUGCCUGAAUGCUUGAAAUCCCCUUAACGCAGGAGAACGUUUAUCGGCUUGAACCUUCUUCUCCUCUGUAUUUGCACUCUGAUGCUCAGCACUGUUCUGUCCUCUGUCCAUCAUUCCAUCACAACGUUGCGUUCGGCUGAAAUACGUUCGUACAGCACUUAUAUUAAAAUCGCAUUUUGUUUCUAAACUCGUGCCACUCAAAAAAUUUUUUAAGUGGACACUGAUAUGAGAAUUUCUUUCCUCUAAUCCUGUUCCCUUCUUUAGCAACAGAUUAUUACACAAAGUGAGGCAGGAUCACAGGAUCGUUUUCCCAACAAAAAGAUUUCAUACAUUACAAUCAUACUAUACGAUCACAGCACCUUUUUUUAAAAUUUUUUUUUAAAUUUAGUUUUUUUUUUUUUUUUUAUCCUAAUCACAGUCAAUCAUACUGGUCAGUCUUGUGGCUGGAACAGAGCAAAUCCUCAUUAUGAUCCCUAUAUGAUUCCUAAUCAAAUCUCGACUCUUCUCGAUGUUUUUGUUGCAAUUACGAAUCACAGUUUGUGUAAAGCUUCCAGGCUGCGUUUGUUUCUGACUCAAACGGCUCGUGGUUUUGAGGGGCGUGGCCAAGCAAGGGAAUCCAGAGAGACAAGGGGGCGGGACUAAAACUUUAAAAGUGCACAAAAUGUCAAUAUCUUUGCAAACCUACAGGUGUGAUAACGAUUCACAGAGGAAGUGACACGUUCCUGUGUCGAGGUACAGAUUUACAAUUUAUUACAGAUUUUUGAUUUUGCAAUUUUGACAUUCAUGUACAGUUAUUCGGACAGGAAAUGACAUCAAUAUGAUUAGGUCUGAUCUGAUCAGUGGAGGGUUAAGAGCUCUACACCGGCUCUCUAGCAGUGUUAGGAUUUGAGAUUUCAUCUUUUUGCGAAUAAGCACAGAGCCACGAUGUUCUUUAUUUUGCUCACUGCGUCUCAUCUCCCUCUCAGCCGAGUUCACGCUUCUGCUUUCGGUUUAUUCAGCUCUGAUACCUGCUCUUUUUCGCCUUUUGUCACUCUCAUGUCUGACUUCCUGACGUUAAAACACAUAAAGCCCUCGUACCAUCGCCUUUCUCACGUUCUUGCCUCAUUUUUGCUUAUUUCUGUUUUUCAAUCCACUGGACAGCCUGUAAUUCCGUUCGUUACACCAUAAGAGUAUUUUACACUCGGGUCUGUGUCAGCACAUUAUCAUGAGCUCUCAUUAACCAGAAAGAUUUCGUUUCACCCUUUAAAAUCAUCCGUGUGUGUGUGAGUGUGUGAGAUAUAUGAUGUAAAAAAAAAAAAAAAAAAAAAAAAAACAACGCCAUGAAGAUAGACUAUCAGCUACUGGCCCAAAUUUGUCCGUUCUCUUCCCAUGAUUAAUAAACACAACUCCUGGAUGGCGAUGGUCUGCUCGGCGCGUUCGUACAGUUUGAUUCGUGUUCAGGAGCCAAUAUCGUUUCCUACACUCAGUUUCCAACAUGGUGAAUUUGAUUGGGGGUUUGGGGGGAGGGGCAGGGGGAGGGGCAGGGAGGGGGGUAUUUGGGUAGGAGGAGUCUGGUGUAUCAUUUAGCAUGUAAUAGUUUGUAUUAUAAAAAAAAGAAGAGUAUAUUUUGUAAAUACAUUAUUUGAUUCUUUACUGUGUUUGAUUUUUGAGGCUGUAACUGUCCUGAUUGUAUAGCGAGAAGACGCGUACAAAAAAAAUAUUUAACAACUUUCUUUACAGAAAUAAAGGUGUAUGAUCAUUGGCCAAUCUGACAGAGUUUGUGCUUCUCCAAAUUAAAAGUGAAUUAUAUUGUA
This is a messenger RNA of Pangasianodon hypophthalmus (striped catfish), 7325 nucleotides long. RefSeq names its product KAT8 regulatory NSL complex subunit 1b (gene kansl1b). Gene Ontology annotation, cellular component: NSL complex. Bases 1601 to 4660 code for a protein of 1019 amino acids. The transcript has 15 exons. Gene Ontology annotation, molecular function: histone acetyltransferase binding. Lineage: Eukaryota; Metazoa; Chordata; Actinopteri; Siluriformes; Pangasiidae. The record is from RefSeq and is a predicted model, not a curated record.